Molecule: messenger RNA, 2145 nt
Organism: Annulohypoxylon maeteangense
Lineage: Eukaryota; Fungi; Ascomycota; Sordariomycetes; Xylariales; Hypoxylaceae
Exons: 5
Coding region: 1-2145 (714 amino acids)
Biological process (GO): DNA-templated transcription; regulation of DNA-templated transcription
Molecular function (GO): DNA-binding transcription factor activity, RNA polymerase II-specific; DNA binding; zinc ion binding
Source: RefSeq, a predicted model, not a curated record
AUGUCGAACCCUUUGCGACCACUGUUGCCCAACUCUCCCAAUCCUCCUCGACCCGAAACCUCCUUACAGUCCCAACACCGCCCCAAGAGAAUAGCCACCCCGGCAGCUUGUGAAGCAUGCCGAAGAAGAAAGAGCAAGUGUAGUGCUGAGCGGCCACGAUGCUCUGUCUGCAUAGAAAGACAAACUCCAUGCGAAUAUACAACUCUCCCGACAGAAACCCACCUCAGAGCGCAAAAGCGUAAAUUAAGCGGCCUGGAGAUCAGAUGUCAAGCAUAUGAGGAUCUUGUUGGCAUCCUCCGGUCUCGUCCCGAGGAAGAGAUUGCUCAUGUCAUUCAAAGGCUUCGGACGGGUGAAAAUGUCCAGGCCAUUGUAAAGACAGUUCAGGACGGCGAUCUCCUACUCCAGCUUUCGUUCAAGCCAGAGCUUCGAUUCCGGUAUGAGUUCCCCUACAAUCGGGAGAUGCCACACCAUUUGAAGGAAUCGCAAAAUCCAUACAUCCAAUCUCUCCUGUACGAAAGGACAGUUACACAAACGGUUCAACCGCCAAUGUACAUCGAAACGUUGAGGGACAUCUCGGACGAAUCUCAAAAAAUGUACCUUGCGCCAUACCACACCGUCGAAUUCCAUGAUUCUCGAAUAUCAUCCAUAUCCGUGUCGAAAUGGACGGCCGUUUCCUCAGACAACCCAAUGUUGCGUAUGCUCUUGCAGAUAUACUUUAUCUUCGAGUUCCCCUCCCACUCAUGCUUCCACAAGGACUAUUUUCUCGAGGAUAUGUUUGUUGGUAUAAACCGAUUCUGCUCGCCUUUGCUGGUGAACUCUAUCCUUGCUAUCGCAUCGGUACAUGGAUAUACUCGGAUGAAAAACAGGGCCGAGUAUUGGCAACCAGAUAAUCUUGCGUAUCGAUUCCUCUCCGAAGCCCUCAGACUCUUCGAACUAGAACAAGCGAAUCCAACGAUCACCACAAUCCAAGCGGCGGCUAUCAUCAGCAUGGCACAUAAUUUCAAUGGUGUUGAUGAGCUAGGCUGGGGUUAUACACACAAGUCUCUUGAGAUGGCCCGGAGGAUGUCUCUUUUCUCGACGAGCCUCGACGAGAGCACGGAAUGGCAGGUGGUAGCGGGAGUAACGGCUUGGUGCCUGUUCAACUUGCAAGCACUCGCAACCUUCCACACAUUCAAACUACCGAUCAUAAUAGAUCCGCCAAAUCGACCACUUCCCGAUGCCGAUGAAGAACCUGCGUAUUACGGAGAAAUACUCGUAAAAUAUCCUCUCGGGCAAGAGCCAAUACGCGUACAUUACGGCUCGAUGUUCAAGGCCGUCUCCCAAUUUCGUAUCAUUCUGAACGAAAUUACGAAAGCGUCUUUCAGCUUUUCUCGGACAUAUAGCCCGAUAUCAUUGGAAGCUGCCAUAAGAUUUAGAUCAAGGCUUCUUACUUGGUAUGAAGACUUACCAGAGCCGCUCCAAGCUCGCCAUAUCGUGUUACCUUGCCACCUCAAGAUACAUAUUCACUAUCAUAUUCUACUUAUCAGUCUUUUCGAGCCACAUCUGCAAAUAGAUGAUGUACACGACGGGGUAGACCCGGGUAUGAUUGUCGCCCACUCCAAAAAUUGCUUUGAAACUCUCAUUAGAGUCUACUAUCUACGGCACGGGUUCGAAAGUCUGGAUACUGCCCUCGUCCAAUUCUUGCAUCUGUUGGGGUUCAGUGCUCUAAGAGACAGCUCAGCAACCGAAAACGACCCAGCGACACGUGAGGCCGUACGAUCUACACUUAUGCUUUGUGCUAAAGGGCUAUGGGAACAGGGUCAGAACUACUACCUAUCAGAGGCAAUCUUCCGUAUGUUCAGGCAAUCCAUGAGCACAGAAGACGUCGCCACCCUUAGAGAAAUCAUCGAGGUCGAUGAUGGCCAUGGUCCGCUAAAUCUCAUGGCCCAGGAAUUACGGUCUCGGUGGCCCAUCGGGAUCUUUAGUAUGACAGAUUACAACAAGGAUUGCACACUCGACCACUUCACCCACUGGUGGCAGCAAUACUUACAGGAAAGACCCCAGGAAGUUUCCUCGAUGGAACAAGACGGGUCUAUUGUCCCGCCGCGAUAUCCCCAGCACUACGACAUAGGGGCGAGAAAAUCACGCGAGGAGAUUUCGAAAUAG